AUGAACGAGGUGAGAUAUCUCUAUGUCGUCCUGAAGGACAAGACUGAGAUUCCUGUUCAACAGGGAACUAUUCAAGACACAGGUAGCAACCAUGGUCUUCAACGGCAGCUCAAGCCCCGGCAUCUUCAAAUGAUUGCCAUUGGAGGUGUGAUCGGCACUGGUCUCUUCCUAGGCACAGCAAGCGACAUCAAGAAUGGCGGACCCGCUGGUCUUCUCAUUGGAUACUGUAUCAUGGCUUCGCUAUUAUACUCAGUGAUGGUUGCACUUGGUGAGAUGGUGUCGCAAUUCCCGAUUCCUGGAGGUCAAUUUGCCUUGGCUGGCCGGUUUAAUUCUCCUCAACUUGGAUUUGCUAUGGGUAUUUUGUUCUGGUAUAAUUACAUUGUUGUUCUACCGGCCGAGAUUUCUGCAGCCGCUGUUCUAGUUACCUUUUGGACACCCGCAGGCCAAGCAGACUCGACCUGUUCCACUGGAAUUUGCAAUAAUGCCAUGUGGGUUGGGUUAAUGCUUAUAGUUGUGUUUGCCGUCAAUUACGCCGGAACGCGAGUCUUUGGUGAGAUGGAAUUCUGGUUUUGUUCGAUCAAGGUUGUGACUAUCAUUGGUCUCAUCAUCACAGGCGUUAUCAUCAGUGCUGGUGGCGGGCCUAACCAUGAAGCAAUCGGAUUUAAAUUCUGGCACGAGACUGGGGGAUUUAUUCAGUACAAUGGAAUUGGUGGUGCGAAGGGUCGAUUUCUCGGAUUCUUUAGCGUUUUGAUCAACGCUGCAUUUGCGUUCAUUGGCUCUGAGAUUACAGCAAUUGCAGCUGCCGAAACCUCAAACCCACAAAAGAACGUUCCGCGGGCGAUCAAGAGUGUUUGGAUUAGACUUGUGCUGUUCUAUAUUUGCAGUGCCUUCCUGAUUGGACUUCUUGUUUCUCCAUCCGAUCCAUCUCUCAGUCUCGCUUCAACUGCUGCCAAAAGUCCUUUUGUUAUUGCGAUUCAAAACUCUGGAAUCUCAGUGCUCCCAUCCAUUAUCAAUGCGGCUCUUCUCACCAGUGCAUGGUCCGCUGGCACUGCCGAUCUUUUUGUCUCUACAAGAGCCUUAUACGGACUUGCAUCACGAGGCCAUGCCCCGAAGAUCUUCCUCAAGACUCGGAAAGACGGAUUUCCUUGGGUUUGCUUCCUCUUCUCCGGUGCUUUCUCUUUCCUCUCAUUCAUGGCCGCCGCUCACGGAGAGGCGGGCAAAGUUUUUGGCUACUUCUCUAAUAUGACUGCUAUGUGCGGUAUGAUAUCCUGGACCGGUAUCUUAUGGACCAGCAUUCGCUGGAACAAGGGUCUCAAAGCACAGGGCAUUGAUCGGAAGACACUCCCAUACAUGGCGCCAUUCCAACCUUAUCUUUCUUAUUACGGAAUUUCAAUCUGUGGCAUGGUUAUUAUCUUCGGCGGGUUCGGUUCCUUCAUGCCCACUUUUGACGCUUCCUCCUUUGUCACGACUUACUUCCCGAUUCCGUUCUUUGCGGUACUCUUCUUCGGAUACAAGUUUUGGACCAAGUCAAAAAUGGUCAAUUAUGCCGACAUGGACUUUGUCACCGGAUCUUCGAUUGAGGUCACUGAAAAGGGAACCUCACAGACUCUGUGGCAGAAGAUCUCGGAGAGAAUCUAA
Penicillium nucicola is the source of this 1638-nucleotide messenger RNA. RefSeq lists its product as uncharacterized. The record is from RefSeq and is a predicted model, not a curated record. Gene Ontology annotation, cellular component: membrane. Gene Ontology annotation, molecular function: amino acid transmembrane transporter activity. Bases 1 to 1638 code for a protein of 545 amino acids. The transcript is spliced from 20 exons. Gene Ontology annotation, biological process: amino acid transmembrane transport. NCBI's taxonomy places the organism in Eukaryota, Fungi, Ascomycota, Eurotiomycetes, Eurotiales, Aspergillaceae.